This is a messenger RNA of Funneliformis mosseae, 272 nucleotides long. Lineage: Eukaryota; Fungi; Glomeromycota; Glomeromycetes; Glomerales; Glomeraceae. The record is from the annotation of a GenBank genome assembly.
CAAAGGAAUAUAGAAUUUUUGAUAGUGCAGUAUCUGAAUUUUUAAAAAAAUCUGAGCAUUGGUUUUCUAUUAACACUACUUUAUCAAAUGCAAAUAAUUUUCAUAAAAAAUUAAGUAAUUUUUCACAAAUAAAAGAAAUCAUUAGUAUUAGUAUCUGGGUUGAUCAGCAAAUUUCAAGAAGUUUAAUUCUUAGUAGACCUAUUAUUCAAGAAAAAGCAAAAGAAUUUGCUAUAUUAUUUGAUAUUAAUAGUUUUUCAGCAUCAGGAGGAUAG